AUGUCCACCCCCGAGAAAGCUGCCCUGCCCGCCACUGAUAAUGCUGCCCUGUCUGCUACCGACAAGGCAGCUCUCCCUUUCAGUGAACAACAUUACUUUUCGUCGUACGAUCACUUCGGGAUCCACGAAGAAAUGCUCAAAGACACGCUGCGGACGCUUUCGUACCGUCUGGCGAUGUACAACAACAAGCACUUGUUCAAGGACAAGAUUGUGCUUGAUGUCGGCUGUGGUACUGGUAUUCUCCUGAUGUUUGCCGCCAAGGCCGGUGCCAAACACGUGUACUCCGUCGACAUGUCCAACAUCAUCGAGAAGGCCCGCGAGAUCAUCGACCUCAACGGGUUCAGCAACAAGAUCACUCUCCUACAAGGUAAGCUCGAAGACAUCGAGUUGCCGGUUAAGGAAGUUGACAUCAUUGUCCUGGAAUGGAUGGGUUACUUCUUGUUAUACGAGCUGAUGUUGGACACGGUGUUGUGGGCCAGAGAUAAGUACUUGAAGAAGGGUGGUCUUAUCUUGCCCGACAAGUGCAACAUGUACAUUGCCGGGAUUGAAGACGGCCAAUACAAGGACGAAAAGAUCCACUACUGGGAAAACGUCUAUGGUUUUGACUACUCGCCGUUCAAGCAAGUGGCGAUGGUGGAACCCCUCGUUGACACCGUCGACAAUCAGUCGCUUGUGACUUCCGCUUACAAGUUCUUUGACUUUGACAUCAACACGGUUACCCUUGAAGAGUUGAACUUCCACCGCAAGUUCAAGUUGGAAGCGAUCGACACCGACUUGUGCCACGCCUUCAUCGUGUGGUGGGAUGCGUUCUUCCCCGGGGACCUGGCGACCAAGUUGCCUACUGGGCCCGCCAACCAAUACACCCACUGGAAGCAAACUGUGUUCUACAUGGAUCAAGUGCUCGACUUGCGUCGUGGUGACACCAUCGAAGGUAGUGUUGCUCUGAGACGUAAUGAGCACAACCCGCGUGAGCUCGAUAUCGAGCUUCGUUGGAAGACCAAGACCAAUGACAAGGCGAGAAACCAACUGGGCAAAUUCAACUACUUUAUGCGUUAA
Molecule: messenger RNA, 1056 nt
Organism: Diutina rugosa
Lineage: Eukaryota; Fungi; Ascomycota; Pichiomycetes; Serinales; Debaryomycetaceae
Gene: HMT1
Product: protein-arginine omega-N methyltransferase
Exons: 1
Coding region: 1-1056 (351 amino acids)
Biological process (GO): peptidyl-arginine methylation
Cellular component (GO): nucleus
Molecular function (GO): protein-arginine N-methyltransferase activity
Source: RefSeq, a predicted model, not a curated record